CCAAGUGGAAGUCUCCAAAGAUGGGAGGACCCUCAGCCAGAUGGGACCGGGGAAGGUGUUUGGAGAGCUGGCCAUACUCUACAACUGCCAGAGGACGGCCACCAUCAAAGCGGCCACCGACUGCAAGCUGUUUGCCAUCGAGCGGCAAUGUUUCCAAACCAUCAUGAUGAGAACUGGCCUUCAAAAGCAGGCAGAGUACACGGCCUUCCUAAAGAGUGUGCCAAGCUUCCAGAACCUGCCAGAAGAAACUGUCAUCAAGCUGGCCGACGUUCUAGAAGAGACGUACUACAGUCAGGGCGACUACAUCAUCCGUCAAGGGGCCCGCGGAGACACCUUCUACAUCAUCAGCAGGGGACGGGUCAACGUCACCAUGAGGUCACCCGACUCGAUGGAGGAAAAACUGAUCCGAACGCUCGGAAAAGGCGACUUCUUCGGCGAGAAAGCGCUUCAGGGUGAGGACAUUCGCACUGCCAACAUCGUGGCCGACGACCCCGACGGCGUGGCCUGUCUUGUCAUCGACCACGACACGUUCGAUCAGCUCAUCAGCAGGCUGGAGGAGGUCAAGAACCGAUAUGUCGACGAGAGUCAGCUCAGAAAACAAAUCAACCGCGAGUUUGCUGACGUCAAGCUGUCGGAUCUGGCGGUGAUUGCCACGCUGGGUGUCGGAGGGUUCGGACGGGUAGAGCUGGUUCAGAUGGUACACGACAAGUCUAGGUCAUUCGCGCUGAAACAGAUGAAGAAAGCGCAGAUUGUGGAGACGCGUCAGCAGCAGCACAUCAUGUCCGAAAAGGAGAUCAUGGAAGAAGCCAACUGCGAUUUCAUCGUCAAGCUGUACAAGACGUUCAAGGACAGGAAGUACCUCUACAUGCUGAUGGAGUCGUGUAUGGGAGGAGAACUGUGGACCAUACUCAGGGACCGAGGCAACUUCGACGACGCCACAACACGCUUCUACACCGCCUGCGUAGUGGAGGCGUUCGACUAUCUGCACGCACGAGGGAUCAUCUAUCGCGAUCUCAAACCCGAGAACCUGCUGCUCGACAACAGGGGCUAUGUGAAACUGGUGGACUUUGGGUUCGCCAAAAAACUGCUGGUCGGCCGGAAGACGUGGACGUUCUGUGGAACUCCGGAGUAUGUGGCGCCAGAGAUUAUCCUGAACAAGGGCCACGACAUCUCAGCCGACUACUGGUCGCUGGGGGUACUGAUGUUUGAACUUCUCACUGGAACGCCGCCAUUCACCGGGCCCGACCCCAUGAAAACCUACAACAUCAUCCUGAAGGGGAUCGACGCCAUCGAGUUCCCUCGCAACAUCACCCGAACCGCCACAGUGCUCAUCAAGAAACUGUGCAGAGACAACCCGGCCGAGCGACUGGGGUACCAGAAGGGCGGCAUCAGGGACAUCCAGAAACACAAGUGGUUCGACGGCUUCAACUGGGAAGGUCUGAUCGGACGGACCCUGACACCCCCCAUCAUCCCGCACAUCAGGUCCGUGUUGGACUCGUCCAACUUUGACGACUACCCUCCCGACUCGGAUCCGCUGCCCCAAGACGAUCUCUCCGGAUGGGACGCCGACUUCUAAACGGCAGACGACUGCUCAGCAUAGGCCACACAGCGGCUGCCAUCUUGGAAAACUGCCGCCAUCUUGGAAAACUGCCCCGCUGCGUCCGCCAUCUUGGACUGUGCUCUUCGCGGACGAUAUUUUGUGUCAGUCUGCUGUGGCGGGUUCUUUGUGCAAGUGGACGCCAUUUUGAGAUGCGGCACAGUGGCGGCCAUCUUGGUCGGGCCCUGUGUUGUGGCAAUGUGAAGUAGUUUCUGGGUGAUCGGGCUUCACUUGGCGUUUCUACCACUCACUCCGUCCGCCAUGUUGAGUGAGGCCCACCGUGUGGCGGCCAUCUUGUGUCAGUCCCACCUACGGCGGCCGCCAUGUUGUUUGUGUGCGUGCGUGCGUUUUGUCAGGCAGGACCUUCAGGAAGGGAAACGGCAAUCAUAAAGCGUUGUUGACCUCUACGCUCAGACGCAUGUUCUCGCCCGUUACGUCCGCUUAGUGCUCCCAAAACUCCGAGUCAUUCUAUGAAGGAUGAUGACUCUGGUGCGACUCUGCGCUCGAGUCGUAACUGUGACUCGAGUCAGUCGUUGGCGUCUGACUGAAGAGUCCAUGUGGUGGGGACUCAAAGAGAACUAUAUCCGACGCGGGAAUAAGACUGAGUGUCGCUCUGUGACGUCAUCGGUGGUGCUCAGUGCUGGACGGUGAUUGGUGGAAGGGUGAUGACGUCAGCUUGGGGUCUACCAGAAGUGGUGGAUCAACAGAUAUCUAUCUAUAGCCUACUAUGUGUUACACCAGAAACCAUCGACCGGCUCCGCUGCUCACCAAUGACUAUGGUGGUUAACUGAAGUGUGCGAUGGACUUUUGGAGGUAAGACACUCUGACUGAAUGGAGCUUCCCAUUCAACAACAAAGACCCUUACUGUACCCGCAAUCACAUAUGACAAUAACCCAAACACUUUGCAUAGACAAUGCCCAGCACUGGUCUUCGCUCUCGUGUUGUUUACUCCCUCACUACACCCCAAAACAGUGUAUUACAUCAUACCAUAACGGAAAAUACCGUGCAGGGUGUACCUAUCGAGUAUCCUAUCGCCGUUGUGCCUUACCCUCGGAUGACGUCAUAUGUGACGUCAUGUGAGGAGGUCGUAUACGUACUCUGGGUGUUCUAUGCGGUGUAAUUUUGACAAGUUGGGGAGGGGGGUGAGAUUGUUGUUGGGAGACGUUAGUAGAAGGUUCAAUACACUCUAACAGAACA
Molecule: messenger RNA, 2794 nt
Organism: Amphibalanus amphitrite
Lineage: Eukaryota; Metazoa; Arthropoda; Thecostraca; Balanomorpha; Balanidae
Product: cGMP-dependent protein kinase, isozyme 2 forms cD5/T2-like
Exons: 13
Coding region: 41-1576 (511 amino acids)
Biological process (GO): protein phosphorylation
Molecular function (GO): ATP binding; cGMP-dependent protein kinase activity
Source: RefSeq, a predicted model, not a curated record